Molecule: messenger RNA, 2019 nt
Organism: Trichoderma asperellum CBS 433.97
Lineage: Eukaryota; Fungi; Ascomycota; Sordariomycetes; Hypocreales; Hypocreaceae
Source: RefSeq, a predicted model, not a curated record
AAUGAAGGGGCAGGUGAAACUUUAAACUCGCAAGAGACUAAACCGAUCUGCAAGUACUUCAAGGAGGGAAGAUGUUGGUAUGGAGAAGGGUGUAGAUAUCGCCACGAACAGGGGGAAGAGGAGGAGGACGGAGAGGCGCCAAUCCUUGUUUCGUUUCCGGAGCACGACAGACCCGUGGAUCCUGAAGACAAACUGACCCGCAUGUUUGAUGGCGCGCUCGUUGAAUUCGACGCAGGAGCCCGUGUGACCAAAGUCCGCUUUCAAUCCGACUUUUCGGCUGUCCGAAUCAGGGGGUUUCCGAAAAGCACCACCCAGCAGUUGGUUCGCGACAUGCUUGAGGAAGUCGGAUUCGGAGACUGCGUGGAAGAAAUCCACAUGACGGACGUGGGACACAACUGCGAAGCCACGGUGGUAGCGGACAGUCCUUCUUUUGCGAAGCAGCUCUGCGAGCGCAUUGUGCCUAGCUUUACAUGGAGAGGUAUGUCGAUAAAGGCAUGGUCCAUUGCUGCGCUCGUGCCUCGGGCAUUCAAAAAUCGACAAGUAGACUGCAGAAAAGUCACCGUUUCUUGGCCCAAGCCAGACAGGGAGGUCAUUUUGAGCUUUGGUAAUCUUACAAUCGCCGAAAGAGUAAUCAAAAUGUUCAACGAGGGGCGUUGUAGAGUCUUGGGUCAAAGGGUCGCCGCAGCAAUGGCCCCUGCACCUGGUCCUGACGAAGCACCACCGCCAGCACGACUUGCCUUCAAGGUCAUGUUGACUGAGCUUCCACUUGGCGCAAGAGAGGUAGAUUUCAAGCGAGCUGUGGAAAAUGGGCCAAGACCUCGCCAAAUAGUAACGAGACAGCAUACGGCUUCUGCUGGAGAAAUGUUCUCGGCAGUACACUCGCUCUUGACAGCUAUUGGGCGUCUCGAGUCAUUUGAUACCAUAGACGACCCGACUGACAAUAAGCUGAAAGCAGUCGCAUGCUUCCUAGGCCAAUCGGACGCCUUGAGGGCUGUAAAGGAACUCGACAACGUAGCUCCCUCUUUUCAUCCUAGGGGAAGGCUGAGCGUACGCGCCGCCUAUACGGUCAGGUUUGCAGUCGACAAGCGAAUCUACGAUGUCUUGUGGAGGAAGUUGGUAACCGUUACUUCGAAGCAGAGCAUUCUCAGGUUUGGAUGCCACAGCGCAGACUCAGCGAUCAAGGUCUUCCACAUCGAAGGCGAAUCGGCAUCGGACGUUGCCGAAACCAAGAACAAGGUUGAGUCGAUUUUGGCCGGUGUUGUUGUAGAGGAGGACGGCGUUGCCCUCUGGCAUCCUUCGCUCCAAGCCGAUGGUUUGCUUUACGAAACGAUGACAGACCUAGAGGGGCAACUUGGAGUCGUCAUCGCUCGGGAUCAGGUCAGAUGUAAUCUGUGUGUGUUCGGAAGCGACCAGGCCUGCCAUGAGGCAAAGGGAAAGCUGGUCGAAUUGGUCCGCAAGGAGUCAGGCACGGAUAUUUCUCGCUCCAUCGCUCUCAAGGAUCGCAGGUGUUACUGGGGGACUAAAAAGGGCUUUCAAGAGCUCGUCAACGCGGUUGGCCCUGGCAAAAUGUGGCUCAACUUGGCCUUCCCGUCCAAAGUGAUUGAGAUGAAGGGUACAAUCCAAGAAUACGAUCUAACACGGGCCAUUAUAGCUGGAAAGUCCCAUGUCUCGACGACUCUGCAGCAUCCGGAGAUGAAAAAGAGCGUUUCAUUUGCUAUUUUCCAAGCAAAGACCAUGUCCAUGUUACCCAUCACGUGUUACAGCUUCAAAAGAGCCAUGUUGAUUGCUCAACUGCGCAAGCAUCUUUCCUCAAAGAUGCUCGAACAGGUACUCAAAGAACGCUUCUUGGAUCACGUUAAGCAUAACGUCGGCCAGUUUCGCCCCUGUCCCACACUAGACUGCAGUUACAUCUAUAGGAUCACAGGCACCGAAUGUCCGGAGUGGCAUAUCUGCUCCAACUGUCUCAAGACCACCUGCUCUGUCUGCCAUGAACAGCAUCUGGAAAUGGAGAAGGUUUAA